Molecule: messenger RNA, 903 nt
Organism: Micropterus salmoides (largemouth bass)
Lineage: Eukaryota; Metazoa; Chordata; Actinopteri; Centrarchiformes; Centrarchidae
Product: beta-adducin-like
Exons: 5
Coding region: 262-888 (208 amino acids)
Biological process (GO): barbed-end actin filament capping
Cellular component (GO): plasma membrane; cytoskeleton; postsynaptic density
Molecular function (GO): actin filament binding
Source: RefSeq, a predicted model, not a curated record
UGGACAGGCGUGGCAGUGGGCUGGUCCAGGCGCACUGAGCGAUGAAAAACAUCAGGGUCCAUUGACUCGGGAUCAGCUGAGGCCCUGAAGUCUGACAAAGGAAACCUGCAGCUUUGUUGUAAUUAACCACAUCUACCUAUUCUGAGGAUGGCUUAGGGCUGUGGGUGUGCCGCACCCACACAGAAGACACAGAAGACCUGAGGAUGCACUAAGUUCUCCCCACCCACCCCUGGUUGUACACCCACUGCAAAACAGUAGAAGAUGAGCAAGUCCCCCACUCCCAAAGGCACCCCGGUGCAGCGCAGCCCCAGUGAUGGGGUCCCUGAGGGCCUCCAGUCUCCUCAACAUUCCACACCUGGCUCUGGGGCCCAGCAUAAGAAGCGGAUCUCAAGCCUCCUUCAGAGUCCGUCAUUCAGGGAGGAGCUAGAUGUGCUGAUCCAGGAACAGAUGAAGAAGGGUGGCAGCUCAUCCAACCUAUGGGCACUGAGACAGCUGGCUGAUUUUAUGGCCUCACAUGGCUCUCCGGCCGCCCUGCCCGUCUCCCCUUCUAACAUGAUGAUGGUGACACCCAUCAAUGACCUGCAUGGCUGGGAGCCUGGCAGCAUGGUGAAGGGCGAGAGGUUGAUGCGCUGCAAGCUGGCCAGCGUCCACCGCCUGUUUGACCUCUUCGGCUGGGCCCAGAUCAACCGCACUCGUCUAACUCUGCGUGUUAGUAAAGAACAGGAACACUUCUUGGUUCUUCCUGACGGCCUGGCCUACAGCGAGGUGACCGGGUCCAGUCUGGUGAGUAAGACUAGUCACAGUCAGGAUAUAGGUUGCACAUACACUCUGGAUUACUGUGUGAUGUACAGUAUUCUUGUAUAUAUUAUUUUUAAAUUUAAUGAUUAAUCAUUUAGUCUUUAA